This is a messenger RNA of Alosa alosa (allis shad), 3039 nucleotides long. RefSeq names its product interleukin 10 receptor, beta (gene il10rb). The transcript has 7 exons. NCBI's taxonomy places the organism in Eukaryota, Metazoa, Chordata, Actinopteri, Clupeiformes, Clupeidae. Gene Ontology annotation, molecular function: protein binding. The record is from RefSeq and is a predicted model, not a curated record. The coding region runs from base 109 to 1413 and encodes 434 amino acids.
GAAAGCGCCACCCCAUGACAACAAGCAAGAGAACUUGGCUUGGCCAGCGGCUUUCUCGCACGCACACGAGCUCGGAGAAGCAGUGGGAAGUGAUAAACAUAAUAUGAUAUGAAAUCUCAUUCUCCAUUAGUUUCCUAUAUGUUGAGGAUGAAGGCGGUUAUCCUGUUGGAAUAUGUGGUCUUUCUGCUGUUGUCAUGGUCGUACAGUGUUUUGGGAGCUGUGGAGCCUCCUGCGCAUGUGACGGUGGAGGCGCUGAACACACACUACGUGCUGGUGUGGGACUGGAGUGGAGAACGUGCUGGAAACCAGAAUGUGACCUUUACUGCUGAGUGGCUAGCUAAGUACAAGCUGAGGCGUCGGCAUCAGGAUUGGGAGUCGGUGUGUGUGAACGUGUCGGAGACGCGGUGUGACUUCACCAAAGCUGAGCUCAACUACCUGGGCAUGUUUGUGCUGCGCGUCCGAGCCAACGUGCACACACACACACAAACGCUCCACUCCGCCUGGGUCGACCGAACCUUCUGCCCUGACAGUGAGGCUGCUCUAGGUCCGCCAUCUCUUGUUGAAAUGUCUGCUCAGGGGCGGGGCUUACUGGAGGUCAAGAUAUCUGACCCUGUGACCCAUAACAACAAGUCCAUGAAGGUCCAUGUCCCUGAACUGUACUACCGCAUCCAGUACUGGAAACUAGGCACAUACUCUCAGCGCCCCCCACAGGUGGUGGACAGCGUUGCGUCGCUGGUGACUCUGUCUGAGCUGGAGGAGUGGACUGACUUCUGCGUCCGCGUUCAGAGCCGCUACAACUUCUACAACAAAACCUCCGCCUUCACCUCGCCCCAGUGUAUACGCACACAAGGUCAGACUCCCUACUGGCAUGUGGCGCUGUUGUUCCUGCUCUCUCUAAGUGGGGUGUUUAUUGCGGUGAUGCUGUUUGCUGGCGGCUUCCGUUAUUUCUUUGGGAAAUUGAAGUCGAUCUGUUUCCCUAGCAACCAGCUGCCCAUUCACAUACAGGAGUAUCUGAAGGACACAUCGUCUGACAGGCCCCGCCUCCUCUCCCCGGAGUCGGAGUCGGAGCUUGUGAUUGGCCGACUGGACGUGUGCCCUGAGGUGGUGGUCGUCCCGGCGACCGAGGAGACAGAGGAGGCGUGGCCAGAGCCGGAGGGCGUGCACCUUGAUCGCCAUGGCAGCGGAGACUCAGGCGUCUACUCGGCUGAGGAGGCGUCGGGAGGGGGAGUGGCCUCUCAGGAGGAGGAGGAGCUUAGGAGAGGAGAGAGAGAGUGGGAGAAGGAGGAGAGGAAGAGAGGAGAGAGAGAGUGGGAGAAGGAGGAGAGGAAGAGAGGAGAGAGAGAGUGGGAGAAGGAGGAGAGGAAGAGAGGAGAGACAGAGGAGGAUGAAGGAGUCAGAGACGUGUGUGUCUGAGAAAAGGAGGGAUGAACUGAAAACAGAUGAAGGAGUGAACAACAGAAAGAUGAACUGGAAACAGAUGAAAGAGUGAACAAUGAAGGGAUGAACUGGAAACAGAUGAAGGAGUGGGAGGAUGAGCUGGGAACAGAUGAAGUAGUGGGAACAUGAGCCCUUUACAGAAAUAUAUUUUUUUACUUUUCCUUUGUUCUUGAGUUUGUGUCUGUCAUGCUCUGCCCCUCCCGACACACACACACACACACACCUGGUCCAUCCUCUCUGGUAAAGAAAGGAUACACACACACACACACACACACACACACACACAUACACACACACACACAUACACAUACACAUACACACACACACACACACCUGGUCCAUCCUCUCUGGUAAAGAAAGGCUGCAGACACACACACACACACACACACACACACACACACACCUGGUCCAUCCUCUCUGGUAAAGAAAGGAUGCAGACACACACACACACACACACACACACACACACAGAUACACACACCCACACCUGGUCCAUCCUCUGUGGUAAAGAAAGGAUGCAGACACACACACCCACACUCUCUCUCUGUCACACAGAUACACACAGAUACACACACCUGGUCCAUCCUCUCUUGUAGAGAAAGGAUGCAGACACACACACACUCCCCCUCUCUCUCUCUCUCUCUCUCUCUCUCUCUCUCUCUCUCUCUCUCUCUCUCUCUCUCUCUCUCUCUCUCUCUCACACACACACACAGAUACACAGAUACACACACACACACACACACACCUUCCCUGGUCCAUCAUCUCUGUUAAAGAAAGGCUACACGUGUGUGAGAGUGAGAGAGAGAGAUCCUCUCAGUUAGGACUUGAGCCUGUCCAAUCACGUGUCUUGCUUGUGUUCUGAGCCUCUGUCUGUCCAAUCACAUGUCUUGCUUGUGUGCUGAGCACAUAUUCAGUGUGUGUGUUUUAUCUCAGCUGAGCUCAUCCACCUGGUUGCUGGUUGCCUGUCUGAGUAAUGGCCAGUAUAAUGGGUUACCUGGUUAGCGUAAUGUAAAUAAAAUAUCUGUGUGUGUGUGUGUGUACGCGUGCAUCUGUGUGCGUGAGUGUGUGUGUGACAGCGUUUCAACAUGCCUCAUAUUGAGGCUGCAAUUGUCCCUUUAUAAUUCUUAUAGAAUCUGGACUCGGAGGCACUUUUUGAUCACCAAGACCCCCCACACACACACACACACACACACCUCCCUCUCUCUUUCUCUCUCCAUCUUUCCUCACAUCUCUCUCUUUCCUUUAUUGUCUGAGCUGCCACUCACACCUGUCAUGCCAAUCAUUUCCUGUGCGUGUGUGUGUGUGCGUGCGUGCGUGCGUGUGUGUGUGUGUGUGUGUGUGUGCGUGCGUGCGUGCGUGCGCGUGUGUGUGUGUGUGUGUGCGUGCGUGCGUGCGCGUGUGUGCGCGCGUGUGUGUGUGCGCGUGUGUGUGUGUGUGUGUGUGUGUGUGUGUGCUCUAAAGAGAGUCUAACUGUAUUGUAAUGCAGCCGUGCGUCACUAUGCCCCCAUAUUCUCACACAUGCCACAAAUGCCUCUGACAACCGCACUUACCCUACCCUGCUGCUUAUGGAGACAUGCAAAUAAAGACCUUUUUAUACCACCA